GUGCGCGUUCUCGCCCGAGGAGCCGCAGUCUCGAGGGCGCCAAGGUGUUUCAGUCGUCGGUGGCCGCCAGGCUCUCCCGCGCACCCGGUGUCGUUGGGUGGCACCCCGGGCGGAGGCGUCCGCCGGGGUACGGGAGAGAGCCAAGAUGCCGAUCAAUAAAUCGGAGAAGCCAGAGAGCUGUGAUAAUGUGAAAGUGGUUGUUAGGUGCCGGCCCCUCAAUGAGCGAGAAAAGGCAAUGUACUACAGACAGGCGGUCAGUGUGGAUGAGAUGAGGGGAACGAUCACUGUUCAUAAGACCGAUUCUUCCAAUGAGCCUCCGAAGACAUUUACUUUUGAUACUGUUUUUGGACCAGACAGCAAACAACUGGACGUUUACAACUUAACUGCAAGACCCAUUAUUGAUUCUGUUCUUGAAGGUUACAAUGGGACUAUUUUUGCAUAUGGACAAACUGGAACAGGCAAAACUUUUACUAUGGAAGGUGUUCGAGCUGUUCCUGAACUUAGAGGAAUUAUUCCCAAUUCAUUUGCUCACAUAUUUGGUCAUAUUGCAAAAGCGGAAGGAGACACCAGAUUCUUGGUUCGAGUAUCAUAUUUGGAAAUCUAUAAUGAAGAAGUUCGUGACCUUUUGGGCAAGGAUCAGACACAGAGAUUAGAGGUUAAAGAAAGGCCUGAUGUGGGAGUUUAUAUCAAAGACUUAUCAGCUUAUGUGGUAAAUAAUGCUGAUGAUAUGGAUAGAAUUAUGACACUAGGCCACAAAAACCGUUCGGUUGGUGCAACUAAUAUGAAUGAACACAGUUCCCGCUCCCAUGCCAUCUUUACCAUUACUAUUGAAUGCAGUGAGAAGGGCGCUGAUGGGAACAUGCACGUGCGGAUGGGCAAACUCCAUCUUGUAGACCUUGCUGGUUCAGAAAGACAAGCAAAAACUGGAGCUACUGGACAGCGCCUAAAGGAAGCUACAAAAAUCAAUCUUUCCCUUUCCACCCUGGGCAAUGUGAUUUCUGCUUUGGUCGAUGGCAAAAGCACUCAUGUGCCUUAUCGUAACUCCAAAUUGACUCGUCUUCUUCAGGAUUCCUUAGGAGGAAACUCAAAAACAAUGAUGUGUGCAAAUAUUGGGCCAGCAGAUUACAAUUAUGAUGAAACUAUCAGUACUUUACGGUAUGCCAACCGUGCUAAGAAUAUUAAAAAUAAAGCUAGAAUUAAUGAAGAUCCAAAGGAUGCUCUGCUUCGUCAGUUUCAGAAAGAAAUAGAGGAAUUGAAGAAAAAGCUUGAAGAGGGGGAAGAAAUAUCAGGCUCUGAUAUCAGUGGAUCAGAGGAAGAUGAAGAUGAAGAAGGUGAACUUGGAGAAGAUGGAGAGAAAAGAAAAAAGAGAAGGGGCAGUAGCAGCAGCAGUAGUUCAGACUCCACAUGCUCUGUCAUAGAGAAACCUCUGGAUAAGUUCUUGCCUAAUCAAGCAGGUAAAAAGAAAGUUUCCCCUGAUAAGAUGGUUGAGAUGCAAGCAAAAAUUGAUGAGGAAAGAAAAGCACUUGAAACAAAACUUGACAUGGAAGAAGAAGAAAGAAACAAGGCUAGAGCUGAAUUAGAGAAACGGGAAAAAGAUCUUCUUAAAGCUCAACAAGAGCAUCAGUCUUUGCUGGAAAAAUUAUCUGCCUUGGAGAAGAAGGUAAUUGUUGGUGGUGUUGAUUUGUUGGCCAAAGCUGAGGAGCAAGAGAAACUUCUUGAAGAAUCUAAUAUGGAACUAGAAGAAAGGAGGAAAAGAGCAGAGCAGCUUCGCAGAGAGCUUGAGGAAAAGGAGCAAGAACGCUUGGAUAUUGAAGAAAAAUAUACCAGUUUACAAGAGGAAGCACAAGGAAAGACAAAGAAAUUAAAGAAAGUGUGGACAAUGCUGAUGGCUGCAAAGUCAGAGAUGGCUGAUCUCCAACAAGAACAUCAGAGGGAAAUUGAAGGCCUACUUGAGAACAUUCGGCAACUUAGCCGGGAGCUUAGGCUCCAGAUGCUUAUUAUUGAUAACUUUAUACCUCAGGAUUACCAGGAAAUGAUUGAAAACUAUGUGCACUGGAACGAAGACAUAGGGGAAUGGCAGCUGAAAUGCGUCGCCUACACAGGAAAUAAUAUGAGGAAGCAAACCCCAGUACCUGAUAAAAAGGAGAAAGAUCCCUUUGAAGUGGACCUUUCCCAUGUGUAUCUUGCCUAUACUGAGGAGAGUCUACGUCAGUCUUUGAUGAAAUUAGAAAGGCCACGGACUUCAAAGGGGAAAACGAGGCCAAAGACAGGGAGAAGAAAGCGUUCUGCAAAACCCGAGGCCGUAAUCGAUUCUUUGCUUAAGUAAAUGUUACAGACUAAAAGUCACAAUAAAAAUCAGUGAUAUUCUCA
This is a messenger RNA of Perognathus longimembris pacificus (Pacific pocket mouse), 2370 nucleotides long. It is a transcript of the gene Kif3a, whose product is annotated as kinesin family member 3A. The record is from RefSeq and is a predicted model, not a curated record. The coding region runs from base 146 to 2326 and encodes 726 amino acids. Lineage: Eukaryota; Metazoa; Chordata; Mammalia; Rodentia; Heteromyidae. The transcript has 19 exons. Gene Ontology annotation, molecular function: ATP binding; microtubule binding; microtubule motor activity. Gene Ontology annotation, biological process: microtubule-based movement.